This is a messenger RNA of Eutrema salsugineum, 1362 nucleotides long. Its product is annotated as putative clathrin assembly protein At1g14686. Bases 254 to 1279 code for a protein of 341 amino acids. The transcript has a single exon. Gene Ontology annotation, biological process: vesicle budding from membrane; clathrin coat assembly; clathrin-dependent endocytosis. Gene Ontology annotation, cellular component: clathrin-coated vesicle; clathrin-coated pit. The record is from RefSeq and is a predicted model, not a curated record. NCBI's taxonomy places the organism in Eukaryota, Viridiplantae, Streptophyta, Magnoliopsida, Brassicales, Brassicaceae. Gene Ontology annotation, molecular function: phosphatidylinositol-4,5-bisphosphate binding; 1-phosphatidylinositol binding; clathrin heavy chain binding.
AUCAAGUCAAGAACCGUUACACAUAAUAAUAAAACAGAAUUAGAACAUUCGAAGAAGAUCAUUACCGAAUAAAGCAACACGAAAGAGAGGAAACCAAAAAAAAAACAUAGAUUUCUUAAUUUUAGCUUAUUCUUAUCUAAUUCGUUGUAAUCCAGCAAAGAAUUUUGACCUUGAAGAAAAACAGAUUGGGUUUGCAGAAAUUAUAAAGAGUGAAAGAGAAUAAUAAUUUGUUUUUCAAAAAAAAAAACCGGAGAUGAAGCUAUGGAAACGAGCCGCCGUAGCUCUCAAGGACGGAAGUAGUCUCAUAGCGGCGGCGGAUGACAUUCUCACGGCGGCCGUCGUGAAAGCCACAAGCCACGACGAGUUCACGAUCGAUACAGAGAACGCUCUGUUCAUCUACCGUCACGUCCGCGCCAACCCCACGAGCCUCAGGCCGCUAAUACAAGCCAUCUCAUCACGCGUGAAACGCACGCGCAGCUGGGCGGUAGCAUUGAAAGGCCUGAUGCUAAUGCACGGCUUCUUCCUCUGCAAAACCACGGCGGCGGAAUCGAUCGGACGGCUACCGUUCGAUCUCUCUGCUUUCGGCGAAGGUAGUUCUCGGAUGAGCAGAUCCGGUGGGUUUAACCUCUUCGUACGCGCUUACUUCGCGUUUCUCGAUAGAAGAUCGAUCCUAUUCCACGGUGGUGGGAAUCGUCAUCGUUACGACGAAGAAUCGUCCGUCAUGAUCAGGCUCGUGAUCAUCCGUAAGAUGCAGAUUAUUGUGGAUUCGCUGAUUCGAAUCAAACCGAUCGGGGAAAACAUGAAGAUACCUCUGAUUAACGAGGCCAUGGAGAACGUGAUCAGCGAGAUUUUGGAGAUCUACGGUUGGAUCUGUCGCCGGAUCGGGGAAGUGUUGCCGAGUGUACACUCGAAAUCCGGGAAACAUCAGGCGGGGAUGGCUCUGAAGAUCGUCGCUAAAUCUAUAUCGCAGGGAGAAGAACUUUACAAGUAUUUCGAGUUUUGCAGAGAUCUCGGAGUCUCGAAUGCUCAGGAGAUGCCCAAUUUCGUACGGAUUCCUGAAGCGGACGUGAUGCAUCUCGAUGAACUCGUACGGACGGAGGAAGCAACGACGGAGACCGAUUCGUGUGAGGAUAGUUCGGAGAUGAUAAAGGAUGUAGAAGAAGAAGAAGACGAAGAAGAAGAAGGAGAAGAGUCUUAUGAUCUGAUAACACUUGAUCAGAACGACUACUCAGCUGCUCCUCCUCCCAUAGUUGAUAUUCCAGACUUAAUUAGCCUCUAAUUAUAUGUUUAUUUUCUGUAUUAGUUGAAUUUGGAGUCCAAAUUCAUAUUAAUUUCGUGAUUCUAACAACUUAUCAUCAAAGG